Dufourea novaeangliae is the source of this 537-nucleotide messenger RNA. RefSeq lists its product as uncharacterized. The record is from RefSeq and is a predicted model, not a curated record. Bases 1 to 537 code for a protein of 178 amino acids. The transcript has 3 exons. Lineage: Eukaryota; Metazoa; Arthropoda; Insecta; Hymenoptera; Halictidae.
AUGGAGAAAGUGACUUACGUUCGAAAUCCUUACCCUCUUCCUGACGUGGUUCGCGAAGGAGUAUGGACUCGACGACCAGUUCUUGGUGAUAAAGUCUCACCGCAGGACAGAGGUUGGAGCGCGAAUUUAAAAUCUCAUGAACGCCUGUUUGCUCAUCACACGUUGAACAGUAUUCGAAAAGAUACCAGACUUAUGAGACUGCAGGUACCAAACGAUGCUCUCGACUUAGCGCUUUCAACCGUCUACGUCCACAGUGAAGACACUUUGGUACCUAAAGUUUACGUCCCAAUGCAAGCUGAAUCAUUAGGGAAGAAAACAUGGCGUGUUUUGAGAAACAAAAUCGAGGCAUCAAGAAUUUCUGCAGAAGACGAACAAGAUGAUCCAGUGUCGUCGCUGUUAGCCCACUGUUAUCGUGGCCCAUUACCAGAGCGGAGAGUUCAUCCGAGCAACGUGAAAUUAAAUAUCACCGGGCCGCACUCGGUUCAAUCGAAUCCCGGAUACAGCCGCAAAAUUGACGGAACUUUUUACAGUAUUUAA